CGGCGGGCCGGGCCUGUGUUUCCGGGGAAACCAAGGAGGCCGUGGCUGAGGGCGGCCCUGUGAGGGAAGGGAAGGUCAGCCCCGGCCCGCGCCGGCCCCAUGGAGAAGAUCAGCAUCCAGGCCGGCGAAGGGGAUGAGCCGGGCGGCGGGCCCCCCGGCCCCGCCGAGGGCCCCCCGCGGUCCCGGCGGCAGAAAUGUGCCGCCUACGUGCUGGCCCUGCGGCCGUGGAGCUUCAGCGCUUCCCUCACCCCCGUGGCCCUGGGCGCCGCCCUGGCCUACAGGUCCCGGGGGGUCCUCCACCCCGACCUGCUGCUGGGCAGUGCCGCCGCCGUCCUGGCCGUCCACGGGGCCGGCAACCUGGUCAACACCUACUAUGACUUCUCCAAGGGCAUCGACCACAAGAAGAGCGACGACCGGACCCUGGUGGACCACAUCCUGGAACCCCGGGACGUGGUCCGAUUCGGCGUCCUCCUCUACACUCUGGGCUGCGUCUGUGCCGCCGGCCUCUACUGCUUGUCCACGCUGAAGCUGGAGCAUUUAGCCCUCAUCUACUUCGGGGGCCUGUCCGGCUCCUUCCUCUACACCGGAGGGAUUGGCCUGAAAUACGUGGCUCUGGGCGACCUGGUCAUCCUGAUCACCUUCGGGCCGCUGGCCGUCAUGUUCGCCUACGCCGUCCAGGUGGGCUCCCUGGCCAUCUUCCCUCUGGUGUACGCCAUGCCCUUGGCCCUCAGCACCGAGGCCAUCCUUCACUGCAACAACACCCGGGACAUGGAGUCGGACCGGGCGGCCGGCAUCGUCACCCUCGCCAUCCUCAUCGGCCCCACCCUCUCCUACGUCCUGUACAACACGCUGCUCUUCCUGCCCUAUCUCAUCUUCAGCCUCCUGGCCACCCGCUACACCCUCAGCAUGGCGCUGCCCCUGCUCACCAUUCCCAUGGCCUUCUCCCUCGAGAGACAGUUCCGCAGCCAGAACUUCAACAAGCUGCCCCAGAGGACUGCCAAGCUCAACCUCUUGCUGGGCCUCUUCUACGUCUUCGGCAUCAUCCUGGCGCCCGCGGGCACUCUGCCCAAACUGUGAGCCCGCCCCAUCCCCUCUUGCUUGGGGGCCUGGGGGGAAACCGAGCGUCCCGGCUCAGUGCUACGAUCAGA
Molecule: messenger RNA, 1148 nt
Organism: Tachyglossus aculeatus (Australian echidna)
Lineage: Eukaryota; Metazoa; Chordata; Mammalia; Monotremata; Tachyglossidae
Gene: UBIAD1
Product: UbiA prenyltransferase domain containing 1
Biological process (GO): vitamin K biosynthetic process; menaquinone biosynthetic process
Cellular component (GO): Golgi membrane; endoplasmic reticulum
Molecular function (GO): prenyltransferase activity
Source: RefSeq, a predicted model, not a curated record